Molecule: messenger RNA, 7436 nt
Organism: Jaculus jaculus (lesser Egyptian jerboa)
Lineage: Eukaryota; Metazoa; Chordata; Mammalia; Rodentia; Dipodidae
Gene: Dnm3
Product: dynamin 3
Exons: 22
Coding region: 115-2733 (872 amino acids)
Cellular component (GO): microtubule; membrane; cytoplasm
Molecular function (GO): microtubule binding; GTP binding; GTPase activity
Source: RefSeq, a predicted model, not a curated record
GCCAAGGCAGGACCCAGCGCUCCGAGCCCUGCCCAGCCCAGCACCAUCGGCCAACGAGCGCAGCGAGCUCCCGGCUCCAGGCCAGGUCUCAGAGACAACCUGUGAGCAGGCAAGAUGGGGAACCGGGAGAUGGAGGAGCUGAUCCCGCUGGUGAACCGCCUGCAGGACGCCUUCUCGGCGCUGGGACAGAGCUGCCUGCUGGAGCUGCCGCAGAUCGCCGUGGUGGGCGGCCAGAGCGCCGGCAAGAGCUCGGUGCUGGAGAACUUCGUGGGCAGGGACUUUCUUCCUCGGGGCUCCGGCAUUGUGACAAGACGGCCUCUUGUGCUGCAGCUUGUUACUUCUAAAACAGAGUAUGCUGAAUUUCUACAUUGCAAAGGGAAAAAAAUUACAGAUUUUGAUGAAGUUUGCCAUGAGAUUGAAGCAGAAACAGAUCGAGUAACUGGCAUGAAUAAAGGCAUUUCUUCCAUACCCAUUAAUUUACGAGUCUAUUCUCCACACGUGUUAAACCUAACCCUGAUUGAUCUACCUGGAAUAACUAAGGUGCCUGUGGGAGACCAGCCACCAGAUAUUGAGCAUCAGAUCCGAGAAAUGAUCAUGCAGUUCAUCACCAGGGAGAACUGCCUGAUAUUGGCUGUUACUCCAGCCAACACUGAUCUUGCAAACUCUGAUGCACUGAAGCUAGCUAAAGAAGUUGAUCCUCAAGGUCUGAGAACCAUUGGCGUGAUCACCAAACUGGAUCUUAUGGAUGAAGGAACAGAUGCCAGGGAUGUGCUAGAGAACAAGCUGCUGCCUCUUCGCAGGGGUUAUGUGGGGGUAGUCAACAGAAGCCAGAAGGACAUAGAUGGGAAGAAGGACAUUAAGGCAGCCAUGUUGGCAGAAAGGAAAUUUUUUCUUUCUCAUCCGGCAUACAGACAUAUUGCUGAUCGUAUGGGAACUCCACACCUUCAGAAGGUUCUAAAUCAGCAACUUACCAAUCACAUUCGGGAUACCCUGCCAAACUUCAGGAACAAACUUCAGGGACAGUUGCUCUCCAUAGAACAUGAAGUGGAAGCCUACAAAAACUUUAAGCCAGAAGACCCCACCAGGAAGACCAAAGCCCUGCUCCAGAUGGUUCAGCAGUUUGCUGUGGACUUUGAGAAGAGGAUUGAAGGGUCAGGUGACCAAGUAGACACCCUGGAGCUCUCAGGCGGGGCCAAAAUCAACCGUAUUUUCCAUGAACGCUUUCCUUUUGAGAUAGUGAAGAUGGAGUUCAAUGAAAAAGAAUUGCGAAGAGAAAUAAGCUAUGCAAUCAAAAACAUACAUGGUAUCAGAACAGGGCUGUUUACUCCAGACAUGGCAUUUGAAGCAAUAGUUAAAAAACAGAUUGUAAAGCUGAAAGGGCCUUCCUUGAAGAGUGUAGACCUGGUAAUGCAAGAACUAAUUAAUACUGUCAAGAAGUGUACCAAAAAGCUGGCAAACUUCCCCCGACUUUGUGAGGAAACGGAAAGGAUCAUUGCUAACCACAUUCGUGAACGAGAAGGAAAGACUAAAGACCAGGUACUGCUAUUGAUUGACAUUCAAGUCUCCUACAUCAACACCAACCAUGAAGACUUCAUUGGCUUUGCAAAUGCCCAGCAGAGGAGCAGUCAGGUUAACAAGAAAAACACAAUUGGAAAUCAGGGAACCAAUCUUCCGCCUUCAAGGCAAAUUGUGAUUCGUAAGGGCUGGCUGACCAUCAGUAACAUCGGCAUCAUGAAAGGAGGGUCGAAGGGAUACUGGUUUGUCCUCACAGCAGAAAGCUUAUCCUGGUACAAAGAUGAUGAGGAAAAAGAAAAGAAGUACAUGCUUCCAUUGGACAACCUCAAAGUUCGGGAUGUGGAAAAGAGCUUUAUGUCUAGCAAGCACAUCUUUGCACUCUUUAAUACAGAGCAAAGGAAUGUAUACAAAGACUAUCGCUUCCUUGAGCUGGCAUGUGAUUCACAGGAAGAUGUGGACAGCUGGAAGGCAUCUCUCCUGAGAGCUGGGGUCUAUCCUGAUAAAUCUUUAGGGAACAACAAAACUGAAAACGAUGAGAAUGGCCAAGCAGAAAACUUUUCUAUGGACCCACAAUUGGAGAGGCAAGUGGAGACCAUUCGCAACCUUGUAGACUCCUACAUGUCAAUUAUCAACAAAUGCAUCCGAGACCUAAUUCCAAAAACAAUAAUGCACCUUAUGAUCAAUAAUGUUAAAGACUUCAUCAACUCUGAGCUCCUAGCACAGUUGUAUUCUUCAGAGGACCAAAACACUCUGAUGGAAGAAUCUGCUGAACAGGCUCAGCGCAGGGAUGAGAUGCUCCGAAUGUACCAAGCCCUGAAAGAAGCCCUUGCGAUCAUUGGUGACAUCAACACGGCCACAGUGUCCAUCCCGGCCCCUCCUCCAGUAGAUGAUUCCUGGCUCCAGCAUUCCCGCAGGUCACCUCCUCCAAGCCCCACCACCCAAAGGAGGCCGACUCUAAGUGCUCCCCUCCCGAGACCCACAUCUAGCCGAGGACCAGCCCCUGCCAUUCCCUCUCCAGGACCCCACUCAGGGGCUCCCCCAGUCCCAUUCCGUCCAGGCCCCUUACCUCCUUUUCCCAACAGCAGUGACUCGUUUGGAGCCCCUCCACAAGUUCCAUCCAGGCCCACGAGGGCCCCACCCAGUGUUCCAAGCCGGAGACCACCCCCAUCGCCAACUCGCCCCACUAUAAUCCGCCCGCUAGAAUCCCUGUUAGACUAAACGGAGUGACUGGUAUCACAAUUAUUCACUAAUGAUUUAUGCGAAAGCAGCAUAGUUGAUAACCGUCGCAGUAAACCAUGAGUAGUCGCAUGUAUGGACAUCAGUAGGCAAGUAACCAAUGUUACUAAUGCAUUCAUCACUCAUCUUCAUUGCUCAUGGUAUGUCAGACCUUUGAGGUUUGACACCUAAAAGCUGCUAACCUGUAGAGGCUUAGUGCAUAGUAUUGACCAAGGUGAGGUCGCAUAGCAAGCCUAGACUUUGAAAACCAUUUACCUACCCAACACAUAUUUGAAGUUUAUUUGAACAAGUUUUCUAGACUAUAUGCCAGGGAUCUCAUAAAAUAAAAAUUAUUAACAGAUAUGAGAGCUUAGAGCUCUGCAUAUUUCUUUUCCUACAUUCUAUUUUAGGUGGCAGAAAUUCUGUUUUCUAUUACCUAAUCCAUAGUUAUGUAUGUAUGUUAUUUUCCUUUCUUUAUCUCAUAAGACCUCUAGACAAUGAUCUUUUAAAAUAAUUAGGAUUCCUUAAGAAUAAAACUUUUCCAGGAGUAUAAGGCGGUUUACAAAGGAAAACUUUGCUCUAGGGAGAUUCUCUUCAUGCCAGUGUGUUUUGUUUCAUGUUAUAUAUGUAUAAAACCAUGAAGCAAAGUUUGUUUGUUUCUUCCCAGAAAUCAGUCGAUAAAUUUGGCUAGUUGCAGCAUCCAAGAGGGAAGCAAAAUAUUACACACCUAAAUACAUCUUGAAAGAUAUAAUUUAUAUAUUCACCUCUAAGUAGGCUAUAGUGAGAGAAGGCUGGCAUGGAAAAUGUUCAACGUCUCCCAGUUGAUCUUAUUUUGGCAUGGAUAACCUUACUUUCAUAUUAACUACAGUGUAUUUUUCUGUCUGAAGCACAAAAAAAAUCUAUGCUAACCUAUAAUUCCUAUUACUUACCUAUAAAUAAUUGUAUAACAAUUGCUUUGUAACAAAUUUAGUGCACAUCUCUGUCCAUUCUAGACUUCCUUAAGUCUUGGAGCUUACCAUAAGACAGUGGUACUGAGAAAGCAGGACCCAGGAUGGAAAGGGUGCCAUGGAUUAAGAGCUUUGCUCCCAUGUUUGUAGAUAUGCUGCUCCCACUCAUUCCAGAAUGGCUUUGAGAUAUUGACCUGCAAAGCAAAUUCACAAUUUCUAGUAUUCUUAAAAUUUACUAGAGCAAUUUAGCCUAGAGGUUAACAGUUCAGUCUUAAGGCUAAGUUUUGAACUACCUAGGACUAGAUGAUUAAUAUGUAGGAAACAGCCAGAAGCCAAAUGAAUUCUGUCUGGUAACUGUUCCCAGACAGCAGAGCAAGUGUUCACUGAAUCGUGGCAUCCCAUGGCAUUAUUUCAUAUUCUAAAGAAGUAAAUCAGGUUUUACCAACUGUAUCGUCUCCCUUUGAAAGCAGCAAACAUGAUUUGUAUGUUAACUUGACUUUAAUUUCCUGUGUAGCAUAUACCCAAAGCAGAUACCCAGGAAGCAUGAAGUAAAAACUUUUAAUCAUUUAUUUUUCAAAAAGAGAACUUGCCAAUUUUAAUGAUGGUGUAUUGAACUUCUAAUGAGCUAUAGGCCAUUUGUAAUUGGCACAAAAAUGGAAAAUACAAGACAUACCAAAAGAGCAUUUUAGCUUUCAUAGUUACAAGUGGUCUUACAAAGAUUAUUAUCACCAUUACCCCUCUCAUAUUUUGUUUUCCUGUUAGAAAAAUACUUAACUGUGGAUGGAACUAAUGUGUAAGAUACACAUUGUAUUUGAAACUAAUAUCCCAGGUAAAUGGAAAAAUGUUAAGUAAGCCUUCAUAGUCAAGCAUUCAUCAAUUAAAUCUUUUCAUAAAACUCCCUCGCUUUAGGAUUCCCUUUGCUUCUUUCUUUGAAUUCUCUAAAAUAGGCAGCUAACGAAUUAUAUACUUCAGGGUUUGGCUUUGUGCUCACUGUGGUUUUAUAUUUUGCUGUAUUUCAAAAAUGUCCUUCUGUUAGAGGAAAAUAUUGUGGAAAACCACUGGUGUGUUCUCAGAUCAGCACAAACCAAUGUCAAAGAAAAUUGGAGUUUUUUUUCCAAGUUUCUUUCCACUGAUCUUAGGCAGUCAUAAACAAUGGCAUUUGUCAUCUUUGGCUUUUGCUUUUAGAUUAUAGUCCCACAGAGGCUCGGUCCCAGUCAUCUCCCAUUGUGGCUUCAUUUUUGUUGUGUUUUACUCCCAUGUUAUGUCUGAUAGAACCCAGUCCCCACCCCCUGGAAUUUUAGCAGUGAGAUUCAAGAACUAUUUCCAAUUUGUUGCAGUCAGAGUGUUUGCAUCUUGCUAAUAGGAGAUGCCAAAAUGAGUGAAGCUCUGGGGUGGGCAGAAUUUGUAGGACGGCCUACACACAGAGCCUUAAAACAGGAAUGUCUUGCUUGAAGAAUUUUGUUUCCCAGCCCAUCCUUAAUCUCUUGUGCAACUUCCUUUUAACUGAUUACUCUGAUCAACAUUGUAGAUGUAGCUCCAUCAGAUCUAGCAUAAUAAAAAAUUCAACACUUUUAGGAUUUGAAAAAAGAAUUAUACAUGUUUGAUAAGUAAAUUUAGCUUAUUGGGCUGGAGAGAUGGCUUAGUGGUUAAGGUAUAAAUUUACUUAAUUGUCACAUGCUAAACCUUGCAUGCAUAUUGGCUCAUUUGAAUAACCACUUGCUCUGUUGUAGACAGAUUAUGAAACAGUAUUGAUUUAUAACAGAUAUAUUGCAUUUCCAAAAGUCAUCUAGCAAGCAUCCUCUUCUGAUUAUUGCUUUUAGAUGUGUUUUAUAAGAUAGAAGAACAUUAGGGUAUGUUUAUUAGCAAAAUCAUUGGUUUAUAUAUGUACUCAUAUUCCAAAAUAUAAUACAACCAGUUCCUGUGACAUAAGCCUUCUGAAUUUAGAACUAAAAAGUAAGCACAUAGACUAAUUCUGUGACUUUUUAGUAUAGACUGUAGCCAUAAUUCUAAAAUAUGAAAUGGGACCUAAUACCAGUAUGUGACAAGUGUUCAUGUUUUCUGUGUUUUCUAUGCAUGUCUCUAUGUAUAUACCAUAUACAUAGCAAUUUUUUUCUCUAAGUAUAUGUAUUUUGUGUCCUGUGGGGUAAACAGGUUUAAAAGCACUCUGAAAAUGCCAUAAGCAUGAGUGUGAUUGUGUAUGCAUUAUGUGUAUAUAUGUAUAUGUAUGGGUAUGAAUAUGUAUGAUAAACAUGUGCUGAGUAUAUAAGAAUAUGAAUAUAUUUUUCAAACUGUGCUAAAAUAAGAAAUAUGUUGGGGAGAUGUGCCAUAACACAUGACAACAGUUCAUUUCUCAUACCACAUAUGAAAUGUAUAAUAUUUCUUAAUUCCAGAUUAUAUUAAUUCUAAGAGGAACAACACUUAUAAUCACCAUGACAGCAAGUUAGUUAAUACCCACAGGUAUUUGUACCUAAGUCCAUAGUACUGCUACCUAAGAAGGAAUUAUCUUUGGCAAUACUUUGAUAUAAUAUGUAAGAUCUGGUAACUGUUCUUCAAAUUCUCUAGUUAGAAGUGUGCUAUGUUGGGCUUGCUGAACUGACUCUUAAAAAGAUAGACCAGUCUCUGUCGCAUUUUGUUAUCUAAAGUAAAGGUAAAAUAAAGAAAAUAUUAAGGUAUUCAGCUACAUCAUAGAGGUAGUGUAUUUUCUGGGUAAAGUUGCUAAAAAAAAAAAAUCAGGCCAUAGGUUACUUAAUUCCUUACAGGUCAGUUAUCCAUUCAUUCAUGGAAGCAUUUUGCAUUUGGGAAACUAUGUAAUUAUUUUCAAUUGAUAGGAACUUCUUUGGGAUCAAGAAUAAAGCCUCACUAGCUCUCUGAACUGUCUCAAUGAAAGAUGAGCAUGCAUAAGACUCAAGCCGUGUGUUUUAUAUCAUUUUACAUGGAGAAAUAGUGGACAGUUUCCCAGAUCAUUCAGGCCUUUCUAAAGAGCUCAACUGUGUCCUGUAGAUGAUCUCAGUUACUCUAUCUAGUUGAUAUGUUUAAAAUUAUGUGGUGCUUCACACGUGAAACAUUAAGAAUAUUUUUGAGGUAUGUAUAGUGUAUGCAUUGCUGUUUGUGUACAUCUGCAUAUAUGUACGAAUAUGUGUAUAUGUGGGAGUGAGAGAGAACUGAGAGUCUCCCGAUUGUCUUGAGACCUGUUCAUACUGGUAUACUGGCAAGACUUCUUACCUCACUUGUCAAGAUUUUUGCAUGUGGCUCAGCUUAAGAAAAUAGGGUAUUGACUUCAUCAUAAUCUUUACCCCUAAAUUCCUUAAACAUUGCUUAUAAUGUCUAAAACUAUGAAAAAGUUAGUCUGUCUUAUGUUGACUGCUGCCAAUUGUGAAGAUAAUUUCUCCCAAUCAAAAUUCCCACCACUAUUAGCUUGUUUGUGUUGUAUUUUAUAUGUACAGCUUUUACUCUGCUCCCUAAUGUAUGUUCCCUUUGUCUCCUGUUUUUGAAGCAGAUUUCUCUUCUGCUUUUCAUGAAUAAUGAGUACAUAAAAGUGAAAUCUUGUCUUCUUUGUUGAUUCUCUCAUCAACAAGUGCCAGAAUACUGUCCACUGUCUUUGUGGCACUUUGGGGAUUUCUUAAUACUGAUGAUAUGGACUCUGUGAAUGGGAUUUUGAAGCAAAUUUUUAAAGUCUGUAUCAUUCUUGCAGGUUUCAUGUACCUAUUGUGAAAAUGUGAAACUGUAUUUAUGAAUCUGAAAUAAAUUAUUACAUUUGAA